Messenger RNA from Alternaria conjuncta, 2961 nucleotides. RefSeq lists its product as uncharacterized. The record is from RefSeq and is a predicted model, not a curated record. Bases 1 to 2961 code for a protein of 986 amino acids. The transcript is spliced from 2 exons. NCBI's taxonomy places the organism in Eukaryota, Fungi, Ascomycota, Dothideomycetes, Pleosporales, Pleosporaceae.
AUGCCAGAACGAGUCCUCACAAUGGAGCGCGUCUUCACGAAAGAAGACAGCGCCAUCUCGCCCGCCACCGGCAAGGCAAUCAGCCAACACGAAGCCGCAGGACUAAAGAGCCUGACUAAAGAACAACACCUUCGGUUUUGGGAAGAAGUCAUAUACUGGAACAAAGAGCGCUUCACCGAGGCCAAAUGGCGACAGGCGAAGAAGGAUAUUUUGCGGGCUAAGAAGGAACACUGUAUGAAGGUGCUUGGGUGGUGUCCUCCUCCACCGCCUGUACACUCAAUCGUCACACCAGGAGGACGGCAACUACUUUUUUACAGCUCGUCUUCGUGGACUGCGCCUACGGGGGCUCAUCCACUUCGGCCAGCGCACCUUCCAAGGUUUGAGACGGCGAGUCCGACUACACCGCGGCCGCGAUGGGAGAUCUUGUCUUCGGGCCCUGGGACGCCGAGGUCGGCUACUGCUGGGCCUGUCAAGAACUCUUUCGCGCAAGGUGGGUUUUGGGAGUCACUGAUUUCACCGAAGACGCCUGUUACGGCUAUACCGAUUCCAACGACACCUGUUACCGCCGUCCCGCCUUCGCCAUGGCUUCCUAAUAUUCCUUCUAUAGACGCCGAAGCCAAAGCCACCUACGAAGACCUCAAAGCCUCCGUCUCAAAAAUGGCCCUCAAGGUCUGCGCAAGCCGCCACACACUCCGCCGCUCCUUCAACAGCGAUAACGAUGUCAUACACCCUUCCAUGGUGCGUCCAAAAGACACUUUUCUCGCCGCUCAACUCACUCUCGGCUCCUUGAAACUACAUCAACCUCUGUCGACAUACAUCGACGCCUCUCCAGGGUGGGUGGGGGAGGCGGAGGGGAGGCGGAGGGGGGGAGGUGGGGAGGUGGUGGAGUGGACAACAUCACGCCCACAAUGGGAUGUCCUUCACCCGAAUAUGGUGAAGUCUAAGGACAGACUUCUCGCCGCUCAGGUCACCCUAGGCUCCCUCAAGUUACAUCAGCCUCUGUCGACAUACAUCGACGCCUCCUUGCCGCAGAAACUAGAUUCCUACGCCGACGACGAAACCGCGGGCGCGAAACAGUAUAGAAUCAACCGCCGAGAACAACUGGAUGAUGUGGAUAGUUGGUUGCAGUUUGAUGCGCAGACGGGGGAGUUGACGACUAUACUGGAGGCUCAGCGCGAUUUACUCAAGAUGAACAAGGAUAGGCGGAAGAGUAGGGAGGUUGCGGUAGGCGAGAAGGGUAUCAAGCUCGCGUGGGCUGUAAAGGUUGUGGAUGAUUGCCAGUACUUCGCCGACAUUGCCGCAGAUGGAGAGAGCGAAGGUAGUGAUGAGGGGUAUGAGUACGGGAACUUUGUCAGGAGUCUGGGAGACGGCGAUGGCAGUUCGUUGCGGUCGAACAGCUCUACGCUCGACCUCACCUUGACACUGACGAAUAGCUCGAACGCUCGCAGCAGCGCUACAGACGAGAACCUCGGCCUGACCCAACGCUCAUCCAGCAGCCCCAUCAAACCAACCCACGACCCCAGCUCCGACACCUUACCACUCCGCUCACGCAACUACACCCUCUCCAACCUCUCCAACACCACCUCCCCAAACAUCUACACACCACCCCCCUCCCACGCCCACAGCAUCCGCCGCAGCAACGCCACAGCCACACCUUCCUCAUCCGCAUCCCGUCGUAACCGGCAGGGUAGUCUCUGGAUCAACACCAGUCUAGCUAACCCUUCUGUCAGUGCGGCUAGUACGAUGAGCCCGCAGGAACGUGGGACUAGGCAUAAGGGACCUAGUAUUGAGGAUUUGAGCGGGUGGGCGGAGGAGCUGAAGAAGAUGGAGAGGAAGAGGUUGGAGAUGAGGGGGGAUGGGGGUGUUGGGAGGAUUGGGAGGCCGGUGGGGGCCGGGAAGCCGAGACAGUUGAGGUGGUUUAGUAAUACUGAGGGAGGUGAUAGUGAAGAUGAGAGUAGGGUAGAGAAGAAGACGGCGCAUGAGAAGGAAGAGGAAAAAGCGGAUGAAGAGGGCGAUGGCUUGACGAUCAAUGGGUCCGUUCACCCUGCGUUAAGGGAAGGUGGCCACGACACCGAUGAUGGCAUUGCGAAUUGGCGUAACAAUGUCGACUUGUCACAAGGAGAAGAGAGGAACAGAGGUGCAAGCGGCGGCAGCACCAGCACAGCUAGUUGGCGCUGCGAAACUGCUUCUAUCGUCGAGCGGGAAAGUCGGCCUUCUAGCAUCGACAUGGAUAACGAGGUCUACGACACCGGAGACGACGACCAGGCAGUCGAUCACGACAACGACCACGAAAUCGACAACCCGUUCGACGAAGCCAACAACCCCUCAUACCUCGACGCCUCCGACUCCGAUACCAACGACCCGCCUACAAGGACACCAAGACCGACUACGCCAGUCCACCCCCAGCGCACGUCCUCCUUAUCACCGACACAUGCCCCGAUCAAGAUGUCUGCACUAUCAACGCUUCGUGCUCCGGCAUCGACUCCAGUUAUUCAUCAGGAAGGAACACUGCGUCUCGAUCCACCGCGCCGCCCACCACCACCGAACCGACCCCCGCCUCCGCCGAUGCCGUACUGUAACAUGCGUCCACCGGCGCCGCGGCCAACGGCUGGUCAGAUUUCUGCGGUGCCCUCAUCGUCGUCCUUCAUCGAGAUGGUUAAACGGCAGGGACAGGGGCGGGAUGUUGCGUUGUCGUCCUCCUCCAUCGAAGGGUAUGAGAAGCAGGAUGGGAAGGAGAAACAGAGGAGUGCAAGUGGGGGCGUGAGUAAAGCAACUUUACUCCAAGAAGCCGUUCACUCCCGUAGCGGUAAAAUUGGAGCUGGGAGCCAACACACUCGUAUGUGGAGUAAAAGCAGUGGCAACGCCAAGGACGACGCGAAGAGUAAGGAAGAAGAGGAGUGGGAUGAAGAACUGAAACGAAUGGAGGGGAGGGAGAGGGCGAGGCAGAUUAGUGAUUCGUAG